Messenger RNA from Zophobas morio, 1056 nucleotides. Its product is annotated as NAD-dependent protein deacylase-like. Bases 67 to 948 code for a protein of 293 amino acids. Gene Ontology annotation, molecular function: NAD+ binding; protein-malonyllysine demalonylase activity; histone deacetylase activity, NAD-dependent. Gene Ontology annotation, cellular component: nucleus. The transcript has 5 exons. The record is from RefSeq and is a predicted model, not a curated record. NCBI's taxonomy places the organism in Eukaryota, Metazoa, Arthropoda, Insecta, Coleoptera, Tenebrionidae.
CAAUUGUAGUUUACUAGAUCACGUGUGUAACGUCAAAACCUAACCUCAAACCCUUGUCCCCUUGUUAUGAUUCUGCAAAAAUUCGUGCAUGUUAUUACCCGCAAGAUCGCCAACCCAUUCCCAAUGUCGAAACGGCCGAUUUCCGAUUAUAACGAGUUCCAAAAGAUUAUCGGUCAGGCGCAAAAUAUUGUCGCUUUAACCGGAGCCGGCGUUUCUGCAGAGUCGGGAAUUCCGGUCUUUCGAGGGGCCGGAGGUUUAUGGCGUACUCACAGAGCCACAGAUUUAGCGACGCCAACCGCGUUCAAAGCCAACCCUGCCUUAGUUUGGGAGUUUUAUCACUAUCGUAGGGAAGUUGCCUUUAGUUGUCAGCCAAAUAAUGCACAUAAAGCCUUAGCCAAGUAUGAGAAAUUGUGCAAGGAACAGGGGCGUCAGUUUUGGGUUAUUACACAGAACGUGGAUGGUUUGCAUAAAAGAGCUGGGUCUGAAAAUAUUCUAGAGUUGCAUGGGUGUCUAGAGAAGGUUAUUUGUACGAAGUGUAGACACAUUGAUGUGAAUCGGGAGAGCCCCAUUUGUGAGGCGUUGCGUGGGAGAGGGGAUCCGGCUAAAGCAGAUGAGACUUUGCCUAUAAUUCCACUUAAUGAACUUCCAAAAUGUUCAAAAUGUAAGGGAUUAGUGAGGCCGUACAUUGUCUGGUUUGGGGAAAAUUUAGACCCUGAUGUUCUUGACAAAUCAAGAGACUUGGUGGAGACUUGUGAUUUAUGUCUUGUUAUUGGUACUUCGUCUGUUGUUUAUCCAGCUGCCAUGUUUGCACCCAUGGUGGCUGAGAGAGGAAAACCCGUUGCUGAAUUCAACUUAAAUGAAGAUCCUUUUGAUGACGGAUUUUGUUUCCAUUUCUCUGGUCCGUGUGGUACAACCCUUCCAAAGGCCCUUGGAGUCGACCUUCAGUGAUCAUUGAUAGCGAUAGGUGGUGACAGUGAUAAAAAUUGUAAUUAGGAAUUUUAUUACAUAUGGAAUAAAAUUUGAGAACAACAACAAAAUAAAUACAAUAAAAUGAGA